GCCUAUCCUGUACUUCCGGUGUUUAGGUUUCUAAAAGUGCAAUGGCUUCUCAUUUGAGCUCUGGUCGAGUAGAUAUUGGACAAUUGCGAGAAGUUGGUCGUCGCGAAUUAUUAGAAUGCUUGGAUAAGUGUAUUGGUACAAAGGCUUUGGUUUGGGACGAACAACUUACUGGACCUUUUGGAUUGAUUGCUGAAUAUGUGUUACUAAAGGAGCAUGACGUUAUUUCAAUGUGUCCCCUUCGACAAGGAAGAUUGCCAUCUUCUGACGUCCAAAAUAUCAUCUUUCUAGUCAGACCAAACUUAAAUCUUAUGGACAUGGUGGCAGACUGUACUUUAAAAGAGGAAGAGCAAAGAGGUCCAAAGAAAGAAUUUCACAUUUUCUUUGUUCCAAGGAGAACGCUUCUCUGUGAAAAAAAGUUAGAGGAACGAGGGGUUUAUGGAACUUUCACCGAUGUGGAUGAGUGUGCUUUGGAGCUGUUUCCUGUUGAUAAUGAUGUCCUUUCAAUGGAGCUAGACUUUUCAUUUAAGGAAUGGAUCAUUGAAAAUGAUAUGACCAGCUUAUAUCAUGCGGCCAGAGCUCUGAUGCGACUACAAGCCUUAUAUGGGUUCAUACCUAGCAUUUGUGGCAAAGGGAAAGGAGCAAAGUUAGUGUUUGAACUGAUGACAAGAAUGAGGCGGGAGCUCUCUGAUAACGAACCUCAAAUAACUCCUCAGAUUGACAGCUUAGUUUUGCUUGACCGGUCAGUUGAUUUAUUGUCACCACUUGCAACUCAGCUCACUUAUGAAGGACUUCUCGAUGAACUGUAUGGAAUUCACAAUAAUGUGAUCAAGCUUCCUCCAGAAAAAUUCACCAAGUCUAGUGAAGGUGGCCCUCAAGAGAUUGCCACUGAACCAGCUAAGUUUCUGUUGAAUUCUGCAGAGGAGCUGUUUGCUGAACUUAGAGAUAAAAAUUUCAAUGCUGUCGGUGGCUUAUUAAGUAAAAAGGCAAAAUUGCUAUCUGCUCAGUUUGAGGAAAGACACGGAGCUAAAACGAUUGGGGAAAUCAAACAGUUUGUUGAUCGACUGCCACACAUGCAAGCUUCCAAAAAAUCGCUUGCUACACAUACUUCAAUGGCUGAAUUAAUUAAAGAAGUGACUGACACAGAGGCAUUCCUCGAAGCCUUGCAAGUAGAGCAAGAAUUCAUGAACGGAAUUGAGACGGACAAGGCAAACCCUUAUAUAGAAGAAUGUAUAGCUAGACAAGAACCGAUAAUCAAGGUUCUCAGACUCAUCUGUAUGCAGUCAGUAACUAACAAUGGCCUGAAGUCCAAACUUCUGGAAUACUACAAAAGAGAAAUUCUACAGGUUCAGUAUUAAGCAAUGGCUUGAAG
This is a messenger RNA of Limulus polyphemus (Atlantic horseshoe crab), 1369 nucleotides long. RefSeq names its product vacuolar protein sorting-associated protein 33A-like. The coding region runs from base 42 to 1355 and encodes 437 amino acids. Gene Ontology annotation, biological process: vesicle-mediated transport; intracellular protein transport. The record is from RefSeq and is a predicted model, not a curated record. Gene Ontology annotation, cellular component: CORVET complex; lysosome. The transcript is spliced from 12 exons. NCBI's taxonomy places the organism in Eukaryota, Metazoa, Arthropoda, Merostomata, Xiphosura, Limulidae.